GAGACUGCGCAUGCGCGUCACUAGACGACACGGCUGUCUUCAUUCCUGGAGAAUUUCUCAAGGACUGCUGGCUGGAAACUUAACGGCUAAUGUGGAUCUGACCGUAGUUUGCCAAAUUAAGAAAACGUUUUUACCCUGUUGAAGAUUUGCUUUAACUUCAAAAGCGAUGACAAGACAGUAUGGACACCCCUUCAGGACCAACCUGAUAAGUCACUGAGACGGGGUUUCACCGUGUUAGCCAGGAUGGUCUUGAUCUCCUGACCUCGUGAUCCGCCUGCCUCGGCCUCCCAAAGUGCUGGGAUUACAGGCGUGAGCCACCGCGCCCCGGCAGCAAAGAUGGAGUCUCACUCUGUUGCCCAGGCUGGAGUCCAGUGGUGCGAUCUCGGCUCACUGCAAGCUCUGUCUCCCAGAGGUCUCACAAGGUCAAGGCUCCACAAGGCUCAGUGCUAAAGGAGAGGAAUCUUAAAAAUGGUUUUUCUUUCGUUUAAAGAUGACACACUCUGAAAUUAAUUUGAUUUUGAGAUUUGAGAACUUGGACAUACAUACUUCCUAUGGAAGGAGUCAUGCUAUACUGAAAAGACACUUGAUCAAGAGAACUCUGGGAGAAGCAGAAAACCCUGUGCCAGGGACAGGAAAGAUAGGAGAAAGAAAGUUUAUCAGAAUUUUUUUAACCUGUCUCAGAAAUAACAGCAUAUUUUAAUCAGAGAUUUCACCUGUGCCACAGGCCACCAUGGAUCUGCACCUCGAUGCCCUUCGGAGUCAUGAGAGUGCAAGCAAUAGCAGCUCAGGAAGCAGCAGCAGAGGAGACCAGAAAGGCUGAAGCUUCAGAGAUCACCUGCCAAACACAGGCUGAACCUGACAGCAUGUCACACCAGGAUGUUGCUAUGAGGACAGAUUCAUCAAAAAUGACUGAUGUGGAGUCUGGGGUCGCCAAUUUUGCAUCUUCAGCAAGGGCAGGCCGCCGGAAUGCCUUACCAGACAUCCAGAGUUCAGCUGCCACAGACGGAACCUCAGAUUUGCCCCUCAAACUGGAGGCUCUCUCCGUGAAGGAAGAUGCAAAAGAGAAAGAUGAAAAAACCACACAAGACCAAUUGGAAAAGCCUCAAAAUGAAGAAAAAUGAAGGCUUAUAAUCUAUCAAGAGUGCUGAAUUUCCGCAUGUUGAAAGACUUAGUGGUUCUGUUUUCCUGAGACAUUUAAUCUGGUGGUAACUGUGGUAACAUUGCAGCCCUAAGCAGCAUGUGUAUAUUAGAUAAUUGUGUUGUGAUGCUACUCACUUUGAUUGCAAUGAUGAUGUCCAAUGUAAGCUAUUAAAAGGCAGGUUACUUCCAAAUCGCACUGAAGGAAAAGGUUAAGAAUAAUACAUGAUCACGGAAAUGCAUACCACUGUCUGUAAACCCAAAAAAAUUCACUGUUCUCUUUUGGAUUUAUUUAGCCUGAUGUAUUUUUAAUUCAAUUUUUAUGGUGAUGGGCAAAUCAUUCUUGGUAAAUGUAAAUCAAACAUGAUUGAUUUAAAACUUCAUGAAAUUUGUAGAAAAUUGUGGACAUUUUUGGUGAGAAAGAACAAUAGUCAAAACUCACAUGGAUAGAGUGUGUUUGUUUUUUGCCAAAAAUGCCCCAGACUUUUUCCCAAACCUCAAAAACGUCUUGGAAAAAUUGUAAAAGUUUGAUAACAGAAACAUCUUUAGGAUAUUUUUGUCUGACAUAUUUUGCUUCUAGUAUGUGCCUACUGUGAUUUUUUUCAUGUGGAAAAUGCAAAAUUUGUAACAAAAUGGUUAUAUGGAACAUGCCUAUUAAAUGAAUUUUACUAUCUUCCCUAA
Pan troglodytes (chimpanzee) is the source of this 1818-nucleotide messenger RNA. RefSeq names its product cAMP-dependent protein kinase inhibitor beta (gene PKIB). Gene Ontology annotation, biological process: negative regulation of protein kinase activity. The transcript is spliced from 12 exons. Gene Ontology annotation, molecular function: cAMP-dependent protein kinase inhibitor activity. Lineage: Eukaryota; Metazoa; Chordata; Mammalia; Primates; Hominidae. Bases 747 to 1121 code for a protein of 124 amino acids. The record is from RefSeq and is a predicted model, not a curated record.